AUGGACGCAUAUGGUGCAUUCAAUCUAUACGACAAUCCAUCAAAUGUCCAGACUCAUCUAGAGGCAGAUAUUUGGUUUCAACUACGAGCAGAAGUUUUGCUUAGCCGGUAUUAUAAAAUCAAUCAAGAGGCCAACGAACGACUUCGGAACCGUUUAGGCAGUGCUGUUGAAGCCGAGAGCCUCAAGCAGACCAUCAUAUUUGGAGCUGGGAAACGAUGCGCGCCGAAUCAGCUGCAUACUGUAGCUUGUUAUUCUAUGCCGGACUCUCCGCUACCUGACGACCUGUAUGGCUCUAACACCGACACCAUCAUGGGUCGGAACAAGUACACGAGUCUCAAACAACGGUACCUUAACUCGGGAUACAUCAUCGGGCCCGUCGGCGAUCUGCGCAAGAUGUUCCAACGAGCUUGGGAUAAGGUUCAGGCCACAAAAGACCAGAUGGACUGGGAUAACGGCAGCCACGGCUCGGACUUCAUGUAUCAUGGCUCCGACCAGUCAAUUUUCAAUGAGAUCCUGGGCGAGCAGGAGUUUCAGCGGGAAGUCAUGCGACGCCGCCAUCGAAGCCAAAGUGAUAGGAUAAAAGGUAUCGGAGGAGUGCCGAAAGCAACGCAUAUCGAAGGCACCUUAAUUCGAGAUCCCUUGAAGCCUGACUUUACGCAUGAGACGAUAGAGCACAAAGACGGAAAGCCUGACGAAUUCGGCAUCGGUCUCGACUACUUCUCCGAACUGGGGUAG
Messenger RNA from Recurvomyces mirabilis, 735 nucleotides. RefSeq lists its product as uncharacterized. The record is from RefSeq and is a predicted model, not a curated record. The coding region runs from base 1 to 735 and encodes 244 amino acids. Lineage: Eukaryota; Fungi; Ascomycota; Dothideomycetes; Mycosphaerellales; Teratosphaeriaceae. The transcript has 2 exons.